Messenger RNA from Penicillium odoratum, 1299 nucleotides. It is a transcript of the gene ppe1, whose product is annotated as putative ribosomal protein/carboxylic ester hydrolase (Ppe1). NCBI's taxonomy places the organism in Eukaryota, Fungi, Ascomycota, Eurotiomycetes, Eurotiales, Aspergillaceae. The record is from RefSeq and is a predicted model, not a curated record. Gene Ontology annotation, biological process: protein demethylation. The transcript has 5 exons. Gene Ontology annotation, molecular function: protein methylesterase activity. Bases 1 to 1299 code for a protein of 432 amino acids.
AUGAGCGAGCUCCAGAAAUCCUUUGCCAAAUCCAAAUUGGCCAGAUUCUCCCCAGAGGCACCUAUGACAAAUUCAAUUGGCAUGCUUAAUGAAAAACGAGAUGAUGAUAGCUCUUCGACAUCUUCAUUAUCCUCCACAGGCACACUGGUUCCGUCACCGACGAGACAUCUAUUCGCCCGAACAAGAAAUCCGUUGGUCUACCUUUUCAACUUUGAACAAUCUACUCAAUCACUGGCAUGGACGGACUUCUUUGAUCAGGAGCUAUUCUUACCUCAGGAAUUGGGAAAUCUUCAUAUCAUCCAUCAUGUUUACCUGACUCCGCCAACUCACUCAGGCCCACUUUUCGUGAUGCAUCACGGCGCAGGCUCCUCUGGCCUUUCAUUCGCAACGUGCGCGGAGGAGAUCCGGAAAAUCCUUCCGAAGGCCGGUGUCUUAUCUGUUGAUGCGAGGAGGCACGGCCGCACAAUGAUGACAUCAAAUUCUGCGGACCUUCUCGAUGAAACUCCUUCUGUCUCGGCAGCUGCGCUAGCUGACGCUGAUGGUCAGACUCAAUUGGAUUUGAGGCUUGAAACCUUAAGUAAAGACCUUGUCCAUGUGAUUCGCAAGACCCAAGAGCGUAUGAAGUGGGAAAUAUUACCUGAUAUUGUCCUUGUGGGUCACAGCCUGGGUGGUGCGGUCAUCACUGAUGUCGCCAAGAAUGGCAAACUGGGCCCCAAAGUCUUGGCCUAUGCGGUCUUGGAUGUUGUUGAGGGGUCUGCGAUGGAUGCGCUCCAAAGCAUGGAAAAAUACCUUUUAACACGGCCAACCCGGUUUCCCUCAUUAGAAUCAGGAAUUGAAUGGCACACCCGGUCCCGGACGAUUCGAAACACAACUUCCGCGCGGGCUUCGGUCCCUUCAUUGAUAUACGAAGAAGCUCAACCUGCUGAUCCGUCCCGGCCUUGGGUCUGGCGCACCAGCCUAUCCGCAACCAAACCUUUCUGGGAGAAUUGGUUUGUUGGUCUGAGCAAGAAGUUCCUCGAGGCGAGGGGAGGAAAGCUCCUACUCCUGGCAGGGACAGAUAGACUGGACAAAGAACUCAUGAUCGGCCAGAUGCAAGGAAAAUAUCAACUUCAAGUCUUCCCUGAAGCCGGCCACUUUGUGCAAGAGGAUCAACCGACCAAGACAGCACAGGUAUUAGUAGACUUCUAUAAACGCAAUGAUCGCAGUGCCUUGGUACUGCCCCCAAAGGUAGCAGAUAUGCAAGCCGCUGCUGCAAUGAAAAAGGGAGUUGGUGCUUCUACUGGUGGGCACUUUGAAUAG